Messenger RNA from Myotis lucifugus (little brown bat), 1494 nucleotides. RefSeq names its product 1-acylglycerol-3-phosphate O-acyltransferase 4 (gene AGPAT4). The coding region runs from base 105 to 1079 and encodes 324 amino acids. The transcript is spliced from 7 exons. The record is from RefSeq and is a predicted model, not a curated record. NCBI's taxonomy places the organism in Eukaryota, Metazoa, Chordata, Mammalia, Chiroptera, Vespertilionidae. Gene Ontology annotation, cellular component: endomembrane system; mitochondrial outer membrane. Gene Ontology annotation, molecular function: 1-acylglycerol-3-phosphate O-acyltransferase activity.
UCCUGACGUCUCCACUGGCUUGUCUCUAGACACUCCCGAGGCCCGGCCCUGCUCGCCUUCUGGGAGGACCCCGCGGGCCGGCUGUUCCGGCAGGCGCCUCCGCCAUGGACCUCGUGGGGCUGCUGAAGUCGCAGUUCCUGUGCCACCUGGUCUUCUGCUACGUGUUCAUCGCCUCGGGGCUCAUCGUCAACGCCCUGCAGCUCUGCACGCUCGUGCUCUGGCCCAUCGACAAGCAGCUCUUCCGCAGGCUCAACUGCCGGCUGUCCUACUGCGUCUCCAGCCAGCUGGUGAUGCUGCUGGAGUGGUGGUCGGGCACGGAGUGCGUCAUCUACACGGACCCCCGGGCCUACCCCACGUUCGGGAAGGAAAACGCCAUCGUGGUUCUGAACCACAAGUUUGAGAUCGACUUUCUCUGCGGCUGGAGCCUGGCCGAGCGCUUCGGGGUUCUGGGGUUCCUGAUCCACUGCGAGGGCACGCGCUUCACGGAGAAGAAGCACCAGAUCAGCAUGCAGGUGGCCCAGGCCAAGGGGCUGCCCAGCCUCAAGCACCACCUGCUGCCGCGCACCAAGGGCUUCGCCGUCACCGUGCGGAGCCUGAGAAAUGUAGUUUCAGCUGUAUAUGACUGUACACUCAAUUUCAGAAACAAUGAAAACCCCACCCUGCUGGGCGUCCUGAACGGCAGGAAAUACCACGCAGACAUGUAUGUCAGGCGGAUCCCCCUGGAGCAGGUCCCGGAGGACGAGGACCAGUGCUCGGCCUGGCUGCACAGGCUGUACCAGGAGAAGGACGCCUUCCAGGAGGAGUACUACCGGACGGGCACCUUCCCGGAGACGCCCAUGGUGCCCUCCAGGCGGCCCUGGACGCUGCUCAACUGGCUCUUCUGGGCCUCGCUGCUGCUCUACCCCUUCUUCCGCUUCCUCGUCAGCAUGGUCAGCAGCGGGUCCUCCCUGACGCUGGCCGGCUUUGUCCUCGUCUUCUUUGUGGCUUCCAUGGGGGUCCGAUGGAUGAUUGGCGUGACGGAGAUCGACAAAGGCUCCACCUACGGCAACAUGGACAGCAAGCAGAAACAGAGGGACUGACUCAGGACACGCUCCAUCCAGAGUGGACCUUGGGGAGCGGGUGGGCGCUAUCUGUCCCUCCCGGUGCCACCCAGCGAGGGCGCUGGGGGAGUCCCUGCUGGGAGGCAGGGCCUGUUCUCCAGGCCGCUGGAUGGGGCAGAAGACGCGCUUUGAUCCGUCCUCCCCGUGUGCAGUAGUGGGUUCCGGUUCUCUCUUUCCCUGUGAGUGCGUGCGUGCGUGCGUGCGGGAGAACACGAGGUGAGGGUGCGAGGCUGCCUGCCAGCCCUGUCCUGUGAUCGUGCCGCGGUGUCUGGUGCAGGGGGAGGGCAGGGAGGGGAGGCCCUUUCAUCCUUUGGUGCUGUUUUCUGUAGCCGAUUGCCAGGUAGAGCCAAGGCGCUGUAGGGAAGAUGAUUAAAUUAUGCCUCCAAAAAAAGCA